CAAAAAUAUCUCAUCCCAAAAGCAACCGACUUUAGGGAAAUCUGGGCCCCUUUCUGUAUCUGUUUCUUCGUAAUAAUCCCAAUUUUUUAAUCAUCUCUACAGUACCCGGCAUAUUAGGGAAGAAAGAGCUCCUCUUCGAUGAUCUUGUGUAUAAAUUAAUCUUCAAAUGUUGCAGUGAAAUUGAUUGAUUUCCCAACUCUCAUGUGAUUUUGACUUCCGACGAAAUGGAUCGAUCGAUGGCAGCUGCGAAUUCGGGUAUGGAUUUGCCGAUCAUGCACGACAGUGACCGCUACGAUUUGGUUCGAGAUAUCGGGUCGGGUAAUUUUGGUGUUGCCAGGCUUAUGAGAGAUAAACAGACUAAAGAGCUUGUUGCUGUUAAAUAUAUUGAAAGGGGAGAAAAGAUAGACGAGAAUGUUCAAAGAGAAAUUAUCAAUCACAGGUCUCUAAGACAUCCAAACAUAGUUCGGUUCAGAGAGCUCAUAUUGACCCCAACCCAUCUGGCAAUCGUGAUGGAAUAUGCUUCUGGAGGGGAGCUUUUCGAUAGAAUUUGUAAUGCAGGGCGCUUCAAUGAGGACGAGGCUCGUUUCUUCUUUCAACAACUCAUAUCGGGAGUCAGCUAUUGUCAUUCUAUGCAAGUUUGUCACCGUGACUUGAAGCUAGAGAACACGUUGUUGGAUGGAAGCCCGGCUCCCCGUUUGAAGAUUUGUGAUUUUGGGUACUCCAAGUCUUCCGUGCUGCAUUCACAGCCGAAAUCGACAGUUGGUACACCGGCAUACAUUGCACCCGAAGUGUUGCUUAGGCAAGAAUAUGAUGGGAAGAUUGCAGAUGUGUGGUCAUGUGGGGUGACGUUAUACGUUAUGCUCGUUGGUGGCUACCCUUUUGAGGACCCUAACGAACCAAAAGACUUCCGAAAGACUAUACAUAGAAUUCUUCACGUUCAGUAUUCAAUUCCGGACAAUAUUCAGAUAUCCCCGGAAUGUCGGCACCUCAUCUCGAGAAUAUUUGUUGGAGAUCCCGCACAGAGAAUCACGAUGGCGGAGAUAAAGCAGCACGUUUGGUUUCUAAAGAACCUCCCUGCAAAUCUCAUGGAUGAAGAGAAGAUGAUGAACAACCAGUUUGAAGAGCCCGAUCAGCCAAUGCAGAGCGUCGAUGUGAUCAUGCAGAUCAUAUCGGAGGCCACCAUUCCACCUGUUGGCCUUUACGACCUCGAUAUGAUGGACGAUGAUCUCGACGAUUUCGACUCCGACCCUGAUGAGCUCGAUAUCGAUAGCAGUGGCGAGGUCAUAUAUGCGAUCUGAUGACCAAAUUUAUAUAAUUAGUGUGUGUUAUCUUAGUUUCAUGUACGUAGAAUCAUUUGUCGGUUGUGCCACAGGAGUCGGGUUGUGGUUUUUGUAUCUUGGUUGGGUCCUCUUUCCAGGGCUGGCUAAAUCUCGGGCGAUAUACACUUUGUCACAUGAGUUGUAGAAUUAUCGCUUGGGAUUUGGGCAUUUCUAUUGGGGAGAAGGACCCGACCUUUUUGUAUCAUCACCGGGGUCGAAUAUGUACACCGACUGUGGUUUUUUGUAUCUUAUGUAGGCCUUCUUUUCAUAACAGAAUGACCAAAUCUCGAGCGUUGUACAAUUUUUACCGCACGUAUUGUGAUGUUCUUGCUCCCGAUUCUGGUGUUUCUGCUAGGAAAAAGGGUCUGGGGUUACGGGUUUUGUAGGUUCGCUAGGCUUUCCACUGGGCAAAAUGACCAAAUUACUAGUGAUGCACAUGGUUUUUGGCAUCGUUGCUCAGAAUUUGGUCAUUUUGAUCUUUUUCUCGGUGAAAUGAACGAGUUCUGAUUAGGGUGAAAAUUGAUCAAAAUGUGCUGUAUGAUUUGUUCCUUGUUCGGGGUUCAUACAUUUUCUUGAUGUCUUUUAGC
Messenger RNA from Cynara cardunculus var. scolymus (artichoke), 1906 nucleotides. RefSeq names its product serine/threonine-protein kinase SRK2E. The transcript is spliced from 9 exons. Gene Ontology annotation, biological process: protein phosphorylation; intracellular signal transduction. Gene Ontology annotation, cellular component: nucleus. NCBI's taxonomy places the organism in Eukaryota, Viridiplantae, Streptophyta, Magnoliopsida, Asterales, Asteraceae. Gene Ontology annotation, molecular function: protein serine/threonine kinase activity; ATP binding. Bases 225 to 1298 code for a protein of 357 amino acids. The record is from RefSeq and is a predicted model, not a curated record.